Messenger RNA from Megalobrama amblycephala (Wuchang bream), 3412 nucleotides. Its product is annotated as Transmembrane protein 56-B-like. The record is from RefSeq and is a predicted model, not a curated record. The transcript is spliced from 6 exons. Lineage: Eukaryota; Metazoa; Chordata; Actinopteri; Cypriniformes; Xenocyprididae. Gene Ontology annotation, cellular component: endoplasmic reticulum; membrane. Gene Ontology annotation, biological process: lipid homeostasis. The coding region runs from base 1533 to 2402 and encodes 289 amino acids.
CCACGUCAGUUAAUGCUAUAAUUACUUUUAUCAUCAUCUGACAUGUCUAUCACUUCUGAAGAUGAAAGAUUGCCAUGUCAUAGACAUACAAAAUGAUUUAUAAUCAAAAUGGAAAGUACCAUCACCAUCAUGCAUCUAGACAUGCAAUUAAUUAAGGACAAGCCAAAACUUGCAUUCUAAUGAAUAAUGGGCUUGUGUUUAGCCUAUCUCUAUAGUGAUGAAACAAAGAAACUGUCGGAAAACAAGGUGUGUUUGCCAUUGUAAGUGAUUGUUCCCAGACUUUGUUCAAGACAGGAAAAACACAAGACCCACCACUGAGGGUAACCCUGAGUAAAACUUUAACAUUAAUAUUGGCAUUUGGGUUAGUAUCACAUUUAAAUCAGUCAAGGCCAUUUCUGCCAUGUAAGACAAAAAAAUGCUUUGGUGAAUCAUAAUUCUGACAUAAAAAGUCAAAAUUAUGACAUAAAAAGUGGAAACUAUUAGAUAAAAUGUCAUAAUUGAUAAAACUCUAGUUUCUUUUCCAUUAAAAUACCUUAUCAUGCAUAUUUGCAGUCUUCCAGUAAAUCAACAGGUUACACGAAACCCUGAAUAUUUCACUCAAGAAGACGUGAAAAGGGAUGUUUAGUCAGCAACAGAAUUUCCUCCUGUUCAUGUGUCCCAGUAAACAUGUCUCGAGUAGAUUUAUUUAAUUCAGCAUCUACAGCAGGGUUUGCUUUCCGCUAUCCUGUUAUGUAACUCAGACCUUAUAAAGUGAAAAAUAAAUAGGCUAUUCUAUUAAAAUACACAUUUAGGCACAACAUCCCUUUAAUUUUCCAUGAGCAGAACUCUUCUGGGGCGAACGGUUCAUCAAACAGGAAUGCCUUGUUGCUCCAUCCCUGAGGCACAACAUGCAGAUGGACUCAACAAAAACAACAACAACAACUGUGCUUUAGAGGGGGAUGGGACGUUAUUACCUGAAGCUGCAGGGCAAGACUAACCGCUCAGCCCUAAACUUGCUCCAUUAUAGCUCUAAAUACAAGAAGGCUCUGCGGUGUUACAGUUGGAGUGAUUUUAAAUGGAUUAGUGUUUAUCAAGUCUGAUAGUUUAGGCUGAAGUUCAGGGUGAGGAUUCAGGAAAUUGAGGACGACAGGGCUGCCCUUGCUAAAUAUACAACAUUCAUUCAGCAAUAGUGUCCUUGUUCGAACAGUACUACCAAACACAUUUGCCUGAAGCUCGUUUGCUAUCAUGGAGAGAAAAAAAGUUGGAUGUCUCACUCCAUCUAGUGGUUCCUCUAUGCAACGACAUUCAUUUAGGAUACAAAGAUAUAAAAUUACGCUGGACAACUGCAUACCAGAGAAAGCACUUUCUGAGUGAAUAUGGAGAAUGGAGAGACAGAGAAAGGCUGUUGGAUUCGCAUUCACAAUCUCUCCACCAAUUUCCCUUGUGAAUGCCUGAGGUGAACACCUGAGCUUUACAGAUCACCUAAACGUGUCCAGCUGUGUUCAUGGCCAGUUCAACUUGGGUCUUUCAUAACGACAAGGGGCUCAGCAGGCAUGGAGCCUCUCAGCCUGCAGGUGCUGGUGGUUGUAACAGGGAGCUUCCUGGGCUUCCAGUGGCUGUUCCACAGAGGUAGCCCAUGGGUGUCUCAGCAACUCUGCAAAGGCUUCUUUAGGCUCAGCCCUACACACAGGACGGAGUGGAACUCCAGGGCCGUCUCAACAGUGCACGCCUUGGUUGUGGGACUUUUCUGUCUCUACAUAUAUAUCUUUGAUGAAUCCAUCCAGAAAGACCCAGUCUGGGGAGACGCCACACUGGUGAAACUAAACGUGGCCAUUACCUCAGGUUACCUCAUCUCAGAUCUCCUGCUCAUGUUUACUUCAUGGGAGUCAAUUGGAGAGAAAUACUUUGUCAUACAUCAUUUUGCUGCUCUCUACGCAUACUACUAUGUGCUGGUAAGUUGGUCUGGUCUGGUGUCUAUUACUUCCUCAAGAUUUCCAAGGUCAUUUUGUGCUUGUUUCCUUCUUCUGCAGAGUCAAGGGAUAUUGCCUUACUUUGCUAAUUUCCGUCUGCUCUCAGAAUUCUCCACCCCCUUUGUCAACCAGCGUUGGUUUUUUCACAUGUUGGGCUACCACAAACUUUCCAAACCGAGUUUGGUUAAUGGUGUCGCCAUGGCAUUUACAUUCUUCUUGGUGAGGAUCGCAGUCAUUCCGGGCUACUACAGCCAUAUGUACUCGGUCUUCGGCACGGAUGACUUCUACAAAUUACCUCUGGGAGGCCGCAGUGCCUGGGUUAUUUCCAGCGUGUCUUUAGAUAUUAUGAACAUCAUGUGGAUGCGCAGAAUUAUCCGUGGAUGUCUCAAAGUCCUUCACUCAGCCUGGUUGAGAAAAGCAGGAACUGAGAUGGAAACUAGAAAGACAGACUGACAUGGAGAUACAAAUACAAAUUGAACACAUCAGCACACAAACUGUCCAUCUUGGAUCAUGUCCAACCGGAGUGCAAAUGUCAUAUAUGUUUGUAUUACUCCUGCUGCUGUAAUGCCGUGGCUUCAGUUUUGAGUUUUAAACUGACAAAUCAAGAGCUUAGAAAGUCAGUCAAUGUAUUAGUGACUUAAUUGAUGUCAUCUUCAAAUAUGGGCUCAACUGGAGGAAUUAAUUCACAAAUGCUCUUUUAGUUUAAAAAGAAAAAUCAGGUGAUUAAGAGGCAUGGGACUGAUCACAUGUACAAUCAGGACAGUUGUGGUUGCACUAUUUAUUAUAAAGCUGCUAUUAAGAUCAACCAACUUGCCUUUAUGAAUGCAAUCAACAAAGAAACAGCACAUCUGAACUUCCACGAAGAUACACAGUGUAUGCCUGUAGACCACAAUAAACAACUUUUUGACUACAGGAUGGAUAGGGUUGGGUAUACAGAGAAAUAUAAUGGCCAUUAUAAAUGUAGUGGAAAUGGGUUAAAUGAAUAGGUGAAAGUUCCUGCUAUUGCAGCUCAGCAGUGCAGGAUAUUGUACUCAAGAAACCAUGCAUGUCUGCAUAUAAUUAAUAUAAUUAUUGCAUAUAUGGAGAAUACUGUGUAUGGAGAGUAUUAUAUGUCUGGAAUGGAAAACAUAUCAGGUGACACAAUGUUAUAUAAUAUAUGUUUCUGAAAAUCUAUAACUUGAUGCAGCCAUGUAUAAGCUUUUUGCUUGUAGUAUGUGGUUUGUGGGUUGGAUUUGGAAUAAUGACAAUUAUAAAAUGUAAUGUAAGCUUCAAUAAGAUAAGGCUUUUGAGGUUACUUCACUGUUAUGUAGGCCUAUGCAGUUAAAAAAACACAGUAUGAUUCUUAAAAAAGGUGUAUGAGCUAUUCCAACUGGAAUGAAUACCGUGAUGUCAAGUGACUGGACGUGUGUUUCUGUGGUGUGAUAAUGUUUUAAUUUAAAUAAACUUCUCUGUUUUACACUUUA